AUGCAUUUCUCUACUCUUGCUGGCAGCUUUGCUGCUCUUGUGGCGAUAGCUAAUGGAGCUCUUGUCUCUGUCCCAAAUUGGGGUACAAGCACUACCAACCCAACUGGAAUAGCAAUGAGCAUCUGGGUUCCCACGAAACUCGCCACUAAGCCAGCCAUCAUUCUUGCUCUCCACGGUUGCCUCAGUAGUGGUGCCUCCUAUGCGCAACAAGCCAAAUACGGGCCACUUGCUGACACCCACGGUUUCAUCGUCAUCUACCCGAGUUCAAGCCACGACAACAACUGCUGGGACGUUGCUUCUACCAAAUCUCUUACUCGAGAUGGUGAAGGAGACUCCCACGGUCUCGCAAACAUGUUGAAGUACACGAUCGACAAGUACGACGCUGAUCCAAAGAAGAUCUUUGUGACGGGAUCUAGCUCCGGCGGUAUGAUGACCAACGUCAUGGCAGCCAUAUAUCCAGAUGUCGUCACUGCUGGAAGUGUCUAUUCUGGUGUAGCUGCCGGCUGCCUGGCUGGCUCUCCCGGUUCCUCUCCCAUAACUGCAGACCCCGCUUGUGCCAAUGGUCAACAUAUCAAGACUUCAGCGCAGUGGGUCGCACAAGUCAAGGCCAUGUACCCUGGCUACAAUGGCACCUAUCCCAAGAUGCAGACAUGGCAUGGGACAGCUGAUACCUUGGUGCUAUAUGCGAACCUAGGAGAGCAGAUCAAGGAAUGGACAGGCUUGCUUGGGGGUGCAGCGGGACCGUUAGCUUGGACCAAGAAUGUUACGAGUAGUCCUCAAGCGCAAUACACGCAGAUGAUAUAUGGUGAUGGGACGCUGUUUCAGGCAUACAGUGCAGUGGGAGUUGGACAUACUGUGCCAGUGCAUGAGACGGUUGAUCUAGCUUGGUUUGGACUUACGUAG
Molecule: messenger RNA, 903 nt
Organism: Mollisia scopiformis
Lineage: Eukaryota; Fungi; Ascomycota; Leotiomycetes; Helotiales; Mollisiaceae
Product: feruloyl esterase B
Exons: 3
Coding region: 1-903 (300 amino acids)
Cellular component (GO): extracellular region
Molecular function (GO): hydrolase activity
Source: RefSeq, a predicted model, not a curated record